AUGAAAUAUAAUUCGAUUUUAAUAAUUUUAGGUACAACAGUUUGGACGGAUCAAUGGACUGCUUAUAACAGAAUAACAGCCUUAACCGGUCUAGCCCACCAAACCAUAAAUCACUCCAUUACAUUCCGGGCCGUAAACGGAAUGCAUACAAAUGGAGUGGAGAAUUUGUGGCAAUGCGCCAAACAAAAAUUUAAGAAAAUGAAUGGUACGUGCGAUGCUCACAUACAAUCGUAG
Messenger RNA from Helobdella robusta, 234 nucleotides. RefSeq lists its product as hypothetical. The coding region runs from base 1 to 234 and encodes 77 amino acids. The transcript has a single exon. Lineage: Eukaryota; Metazoa; Annelida; Clitellata; Rhynchobdellida; Glossiphoniidae. The record is from RefSeq and is a predicted model, not a curated record.